UCUCUGUGUCUCUCUCUCUGUCUCUCUGUGUGUCUGUGUGUCUCUCUCUGUGUCUCUCUCUGUGUCUCUGUGUGUCUCUGUGUGUCUCUCUCUAUCUCUCAGGGAGGGGGGAGGCCAGACUGCACAAGGCGAGCUGCGGGGAUUCACGAUGCCUGGCUCCUAAUCACCGCUGCAAGCACCGGUAGUGUGCCCAGGGUUCAGCCCAGGGUUCAACCCCUGGACAGUCACGCACACGAGAUUAAACCAGCUCAAAGUGUCUACAGAGUUUAAGCUGCGCUCCCUGGGCCCACGAGCGGCCGCGGCUCGCACGGCGGAGGCCACGCUGGUGCGUGGCGGUGGGGGGGGCAUGAGCGCGCUCCCCAAGGCCAUGAGUCCGCUGAGCCCCGAGGAGCGGCUCCACGCCGACGAUUUUGCGAUCCGGCCGCCCUCCUUGAUCACCUCCAUCUACUCGGCGGCGCCGCCAACGCCACCGCCCUCCGUCAACAUGGCCCUUCGCAGUGACCUGGGCUCCAACAUCAGCCUCCUCAAGACGCUGAACCUGCGCUUCCGCUGCUUCCUGGCCAAGGUGCACGAGCUGGAACGACGGAACCGGCUGCUGGAGCAGCAGCUGCUGGCGGCGCGGAGGCACUCGGCAAAGCAGCGCGACGUCUCCACGCAGACGGACGCCUCCAUCCUGUCGCUGGCGGCAGGCUCGGCGUGGAGCUAUGCUCGGCGCGUGGGGGGGGGCGGUGCCGCCGCCGCUGCCGCCGCGAUGGAGGCACGCCGCGCGUCGGGGCUCGGCCUCCCUACGGUGCACGGCGUCGGCGUCGGCGUGCAGAUCGACACGAUCACCCCCGAGAUGCGCGCCCUCUACAACGUGCUCUCCAAGGUCAAGCGCGAGCGGGACCACUUCAAGCGCAAGUGGGAGGAGGAGCUGGCGCUGCGCCUGGCGUUGCAGGACACCGUGGUCGUCCUGCAGGAGGAGGCGAAGGAGGCCGAGUUCAUCCAGGACGACCUCACUCAGAAGAUGGAGCGGCUCAAGGCCGAGCUGGUCGUCUUCAAGACCCUGCUGAAUGACCAAAUGACGGACCUUGACAGCCGCAUCCAGGAGAAGGCCAUGAAGGUGGACAUGGACAUCUGCCGUCGCAUCGACAUCACGGCGCGGCUGUGCGACAUCGCGCAGCAGCGCAACUCGCACGACAUGAGCCGCAUGUUCACGUCCCUGCAGUUCUCGCCCAUCAAGGCGGUGGGGACGUCGGCUGGAGUGGGGGGCCCCGGGGGGGCCGCGGGGACCCCCGGGGCCCCGCGCAAGAAGGAGGCUCAGGGGCAGCAAGUGGGGGGCCCCGGGGGGGAGCAGCUCGAGGGAGGGGACGAAGAUCGCUCCGCCCUGACGCUUCUCGAGGGGACCGCAUCGAUGGAGGUUGUCUCGCUGGAGGCGGUGACCCCGUCCGUAGCAACGGCGCCGUUACCGGGGGCGAUCAACGACGACGAUGAGAACUCCUCGUCCGGGAACAUCACGGACGAGAUGAAGCGCAUCAUCAACACGCUGCGAGAGACGAUGGACUUUGAGGACGACUGCGACAGCCUCGCGUGGGAGGAGACGGAGGAGACGCUGCUGCUGUGGGAGGACUUCUCGGCGUCCCCUCCCAGCGGCGCCGAGGCCUCCCCUGGCGAGAACGACGACACGGUGGAGCGGGUUAUCCUGGAGACGGAGUCUCUGCUCAAGACGCGCGAGCGUGAAUACCAGGAGACGAUCGGACAAAUUGAGCUGGAGCUGGCGAGCGCUAAGAGCGACAUGAGCCGCCACCUGCACGAGUACAUGGAGAUGUGCAGCAUGAAGCGCGGCCUCGAUGUGCAGAUGGAGACGUGCCGCCGCAUGAUCGGCCACUCGCACACCGAGGACGGGUCGACCCCCGAGACUCCGUCCGGGCAGCAUGAGUCUGAGGGGUCGCAGGACAGUGAUUCUGCGGAGCCUGAAGACGCCCCGGCCUCCUGAGCACGGGUUCAACUCCUGAGCGAGGCCAUCGGAAGGCCUCGGCCUCCUGAACCCCAUUCACAGAGCACUACCCCUGACCCCAAACCUUGAACCCAUAAACGGAAAUUCUGAACCCUCAACGUUGAAUCCCUAACCCUGAACCCCAUUCAUAGAGCACUAACCAUAAGCCCUAACUCCGAACCCUGAACCCCAUUCAUGGAGUACUACCCCUGACCCCUAACCCUGAAUCCCAAAUGCCUAACCCCUCAGCCUGAAUCUCCAACCCUGAAUCCCAUUCGCAAAACACUACCCUGAACCCCAUACCCUGAACCCUUGACCCAAAACUCUGAACCCCGCACACAUAACCCUGAACCUCUAAGCCUGAACCCCAUUCACAGAUCACUACCCAUAACCCCAACACUGACCCCUAAACACUUAACCAUAAACCUUAAUCUUGAUCAUGAACCCCCCUUGAAGCCUGAACCGUGAAUGUAACGUGAUUAUAAUGUCACUAAGCCUAGGCUUAAUCCCCUUACCAAAUCUCUUAGCCUAAGUAUUUUAUCCUUUAUUGUUCAUAAAACGAACGCCCAAACCCUACCCCUACAUUAAUAUCUAAACCUACCCCCUCGUCCGACCCGUAUCCUAAUGUUGAACUCCAAUCCUGGUCCUGCCCGAAUCUUGAGCCCAAAUCCCAACACGUAAUCAGGUCACCUUUCCAGAGAGGCAGUGCUGUGGCAUGAAUCUCAAUGGGUUGACCUCAUCUCCUGGUUGAGUAGGGACACGACAACAAUACUACCCCUAUCCUGAUCCCUAACCCCAAUCCUACGCCUAUCCUGAUCCCUAACCCCAAUCCUACACCCAUCCUGAUCUCUAACCCCAAUCCUACACCCAUCCUGAUCCGUAACCCCAAUCCUACGCCUAUCCUGAUCUCUAACCCCAAUCCUACGCCUAUCCUGAUCCCUAACCCCAAUCCUACACCCAUCUUGAUUACGAACCCUAUACCCUACCCCCCUAAUCCUUCUGUCCCAAUACCUAACUCAAGAACUGCUCCUAAUCCUACCCAAAUACCUUACGCAAAUCCCUAUCCCUAUAUCCUCGCCCUACCCGUAUCCUAUCACUUGGCCGCCUAUCCUACCCUCGACCCUUCCCCUAAUCCUACAUCUACCCAAAUCUCCAACCCUCACCCUUACCCAAUGUUCCGACCCUAUCCGUUUCCUAUCACUCGACCACCCGUCCUGACCUCUAACCCUGACCCCACCCCCCAACCCAAAACCCCCCACUCUGACCCUCUGGCCUCCGACACUCGCGCCUAGCCCCAUUCGUAGCAGCGGCUCUCAUUGUGACUCUCACGGCCUAACCCCCCCCCCCCCCCCACCAUCUCACCUGCGUAACCCCCCUCCCCCCACACCCCGUCAACAAACGGGACCUCGCCUGGUAGUGAAAUGAAAUCGGCGACGCGCACCGCCACCAGCGGCCCUUCUCUUUGUAGCUGCUACCCCCCCCCCCCCCCCACCGCCCCACCGGUCAAAGGCUCCGGAGGGAGGUGGCGGUGGGCAGGAACGCGCGCGCCUCCCUCCUUCCCUCCAAUGUUAAACGCGGGUGGGUGGGGGAACGGGGAAAAUAUACACGAGAGCGAGAGCAUGGAUUCCGUAACGCUUCGCGGCUCUCUUCUCUCCCCCGCGGGGCGUUCUGGGGAAACGUUUCGGUCGCGUUUCAUCCGCAUCUGGGUGGCGGAUUCUUGCGACGAGGACGGCUCCGUCGGUACUUGCCGUGGACGGGACUUUGGAGGAGUCCGUCCGGUGUUGGCCGUCGUCUCCUCUGGCAAGUGUGGUGGCUCAAUCCCUAGGGGGCCUACGACUCGAUGUCAGUGGUGCUGCAUGGUAUCCAAACCGGGCCCGGGCUGCCCCCCCCCACCUCUUUGCCAGCCCACACUGACUGGUUAGGUUAGUGUUAGGCUAGGGUUAAGUUAGUGUUAGUUUAGGGUUAGGUUAUGUGCGGGUGGUGGUGGUGGGGGGGGGUGGUGGCGCAGCGGUUAGCGCACUCAGCCACCACUCACCCGGCAACCUGAGUUCGAUUCCCACUCACAGCCCAGCCAGCAUCAGUGGUAGGUGACAUCCACCAGUCGUAUUCACAACACCACGCAGGCCAGCAUGGUGAAGUAUAGUCAAAUGACCGACAUGGCAUGUGGAGGUAGAUCUUCAUCCAGCAGCGGAUUGACAGAGGAACGUUAGUUUUAUGACUGCUUACACAGAGUUGCAGCGGUCAAUGUGUCAUUAGCAUGGUUGGCUCCGUCCGGUGCGAAAUAAGUUCAACGUGUACAUGCGUAUAAUGUGGCGAGAUACUAACUACCUCGCCUGUUAUACAGGAGGUUGUGGGUUCGAUCCUGACCCUGACGCCGGAUGCAUGUUCUCUCCGUGGUCGCGUGGAUUUUUCCCCAGUUUUCCCCUCCACACACGUUUGGAGUAUU
Molecule: messenger RNA, 4421 nt
Organism: Petromyzon marinus (sea lamprey)
Lineage: Eukaryota; Metazoa; Chordata; Hyperoartia; Petromyzontiformes; Petromyzontidae
Product: intermediate filament family orphan 2-like
Source: RefSeq, a predicted model, not a curated record